UUGAUUUUUGUUUCCUAUUUCUCUAUUCCUUACUUCCAUAUCGGUUUUACAGCCUAGGAAUUGUAUAAACUACUAGUGUUUACCUAGAAAAACAGGUUUUGUGUUUUUUUCUGGGAGGAGUGAAUAUGAAAAUGACUUCCAGGGUUAAACAAAUGAUUUGAGAGUUUCUUUCUAGCAGCACCGUCAUUCACAGACUUCAAGUUAUGACAAAUCAAGGGAUGCAGAAAAGUGUUAUUGUCUAAGUGGAUUCAAUUUAACAGAGCUAAUAUCAGCUAUGUUUUACUCCAUAUGUUGUUUCAAGGGUUUCAAAACCUUCAAAAUCAUCUGUCUUCAAAAGAAUUCUUUCAUGAGAUGGCUUCACUGAGUUUUGUUCUCGGCAAAGUGAAAUCGUUCAGCAAGCAAGAGAACCUGAUUAUUGUCAAGGAACAAUGCAUUCAUCAAAACAACCCACAGAAGACAAACAAUGCCUGCCUGAAAUACAGAGGGAUGUGCAUGAAGGGCUAAAAACACAGAUCAACUCUAAAAAUGACUUAGGAGUAGAAACAGACGGUUUCAUAAGCAAAAUGGGUUUGAAACAAAUGUCGGUGAGCGAUUACAUGAGUGCUCUACACAACUACUUGGAAACACCUCCAGUAUCAAGAUCUGAUACAUCAAUACUUCAGGCUUUUUCAUAUCCUAAAAGCAUCCCUGAACUACUCAGGCUGUGUGAAGUUGAUCCAGUUGAUCUUCUGCUUGAUUUGGGCUUUGGUGUAGAUGAACCAGACAUCUGUACCAGAAUACCUUCUCGAUUUAUCAUGACCCCAUCUGAAGCCAAGGGAAUUAACAUUCGUGUAUUUUUGGAAGCUCAAAAGAAGCGCAUGGACAUUGAGAAUCCUAAUGUGUGCGGUCGUUUCCGUCAGCUCGAGGUCCUUGAACAAGUAACAAAUGCCUUUUCAUCUCUGCUAAAUGAUGUUCACGCUAUUCAAAAUGGAGGUACUGGAGAUAGAAAGGGUACCAGAAAGUCCACAUUGACUGAAGAAAAAAGAAAAAGAAUACAGCAGCUUCUCUGGAAUUAUUCUAAACAGGCUAUAAAAAAUGAACAGGACUGUAUCCAAUGUCCUAGUAAGAUAGAGCCUAAGGACAAUAAAUACGACCAGAAGAAAAUAUUGACGGAGAUGAAUAGCAACAAAGUUUUCAGAAAGACAAGAAAACGUAUACCAGAAAUUGGCAGCUUAGUAGAACAAACUGGUGACAAUACAAAUGUCCCUUCUCAAAAUCUACACCAGGUGUGUUCUGACGGUGCUGUUGCAAAACAUUAUAAACAUCUCACUGAUUUACCAACCAAGAGCAGAGUAUUCAAGGGCUCAAAAAUACUUCCUAAAAAGUUCAAGCAGAUAUCUGGACCACAUGGUCUUCAGCCCCCAGAGUCAUUUGAACUGGAAGAGGUUCAAAGCUUUGAAGAUGAAUGCCCAAAAUGGAUAUUAAAUGGCUGCAUUACUGAUGGAGAAAUGAGGAGGACAAACAGCUGCCAGUCAGACAGUAGCGGAUUUCAAGAGGACCCCUCGGAACCUUUACCUCUGCAAAAUCUACAUGAAAGUUUAAAUCUAAGUUCAGAUAGUAUUGACAGCCAAGCAACUCUCAUAGGGAAGCAUUGCUCCCUUCCCUUCCAAGAAGAAAAUAAUAACAUGACCUGUAACUUCCUUCAAGAGUCAAAGGCAAACAAAGAAACUGACCCUGAAGUAUUGGUUGGUGUUGUACGAUUAUCCCAGGAACUCAAACUAAAAGAUCAAGAAGAUGAAGUAGAUAUUGACGCUCAAGAAUUCCAAUUCCCAGUGUAUAUGACACAUUAUUUAAGCAAAGAAAUUGAACACCAAGACAAUAUCAAUCAUGAUGAUGAACAUGAUGAAAUGGGAUUAGAUAGUAAUCUAGAAAGAUGUGUAAGUGAACUUCAGGAUGCAAAUUAUACAGAAAACAGUGAUAUUACUGAUGUUGAAAUUGAUGACUACUAUGAAAGUUCAAUCUAUUCAUCAGACACAACUAGGACACCGUCACCAUUAAAUGACCAUUUGAGGUCCAGCCACCAAACACUAGCUGAUGAUGAUAGUGUAGAUUUCCUAAAGGCUGAACCAAAGUACACAUUUCAAACAGAAUUAAAUACUAAUAUUUACAAGUCUGUGACGAUUCAGAUGUCUCCAAAUUUAAUGUCAGAUUUCCAAAAUACUGAUUGCUUAAGUAGACAACAUUCUUUUUGUACUGCAAAUUCUGAAAGAAAUGGAUAUUGUGUGGAGAAUUUGAAUGCACAGAAAAAAGAAGCCUUUAGUCAAACUGAUAUGGAAAUGAGAGGUCACUGUUGCACUGACAAUCACUGCAUGGUUCAUGGAUGUUGUCUUCUCACAGAGUCACUUUCUUUUGACACUGGUCUUUGGCAUCUAAAUCAUGCCCACCACCACCAAACACUGAGAUGCAUGUGUAGUCAUUGCUGUCACUGCUGCAUUCAUUGUCACUGUCAUUGUUCAAGGUUUCCACCAAUUUAUAAACACAACAAAUCAACAAUAGAGAAAGAAUUGACUGAUACUUUGAAGUUGUUGAAAGAAUCCCUUACAAAUGUCUCAGUGCAUACAGACUGUGACUUGGAAAACAUGAAAAAAGCAUGUCAGACGUUUCGAGAUAAGUUAAUAGAAAUUGAGCAGCUACUGAUAGAACAGCAAGCUGGGUGCUGGAAUACUUUCUCAAACGAAGGAUGGGAAGAAAUUAGAAGGUUGCAUAUGUUACGUCGAAGUGUUUUGCAGGAAGUAUUGGAGCUGGAAUUCCGUUUAGGUGAAAGAGCAUGGCAUGUCAAGGAAACAAUUUCACAGCAACUUGAGCAAGUAUUGGAGGAGCAGUCAAGAUUGUAUUCGGAACUCGAUUUAAGUAAAUGGGAACCUGAAAGGAAGAAUUUUGAUCACAACUGUAACUCACAGUCUGUGAAAAACUUUGCAGCAUCAGCUGAUUAUGACAAAUUCACACAAGAAAGUCCACUGUUAAAAACAAAAUCAGUUGAAAAUGAGAAUGAAGAACUUUUGCUACCACAGAAAAGGGACUUUAGUGCUAUUUUACAAAAUAUCAAGAAAACAUUCAGAUCCUUCCACAACUCGUGAACAUUUCAUCUUUGCUAAAAAUUCUGAACAACUUCAAGCUCUAAUUAUAAUUCCUUACUAAAUUAAAAUGUGAAUUAAAUAUAUAUUGUUUUUCUAACAUUUGUUCCUAAGUUGCAUAUGUUAGCCAAAGUGACUUACUAGCAUGUAACCUGCCUAACUACCUGUGAUCCUCAACUGGGAAGGAUCAAAGACAGCACAGUUUUUCUGCAGAAAGAUCAUGUUAGACUGGUCUAGUUGACUUCUUUGGCUAUAUAACUAAAUAAAUAUAUCUAGAUUUUAAUUUACCCUUUGGCGCUAACUCACACAAUAAACCAAUUAAUAAACUACAUUGCCUUGAA
Bombina bombina (fire-bellied toad) is the source of this 3454-nucleotide messenger RNA. It is a transcript of the gene ITPRID1, whose product is annotated as ITPR interacting domain containing 1. The record is from RefSeq and is a predicted model, not a curated record. The coding region runs from base 429 to 3116 and encodes 895 amino acids. NCBI's taxonomy places the organism in Eukaryota, Metazoa, Chordata, Amphibia, Anura, Bombinatoridae. Gene Ontology annotation, molecular function: signaling receptor binding. The transcript has 15 exons.